Messenger RNA from Colletotrichum chrysophilum, 2697 nucleotides. RefSeq lists its product as uncharacterized. The transcript is spliced from 3 exons. Gene Ontology annotation, biological process: telomere maintenance via telomere lengthening. The record is from RefSeq and is a predicted model, not a curated record. Gene Ontology annotation, molecular function: protein homodimerization activity; double-stranded telomeric DNA binding. The coding region runs from base 1 to 2697 and encodes 898 amino acids. Lineage: Eukaryota; Fungi; Ascomycota; Sordariomycetes; Glomerellales; Glomerellaceae.
AUGCUCAUGGAGGGCAUUGAAGCUAUUGCCGAGGCGGCGCAGCCUCCAAAGGCGGAGGCGCACUCGCCGACAGGACCCGAAAUGAAGCAGGAAUCCCCGAGUCUUGUCACCGAUCUGGGCGAGACCCCCCAAUUCCCACUCAAGCGACCCCGCGAUUCGAGCGCAGACGAUCCAGAUGCCGAGUCCAAGAGGUUAAAGGUUGACGAUGAGGGUCCGCCUUUGGAUCUCAACUUCGAUAUGGACGCUAUGAUUCAGGGCGUCAUGAUGGACAUCAACAACGAGAUGGGCAAGGUCGACGGUCUGGAUUCUGUCCCGGACGUGGACAUGUCCGGAGACCCUCUUGGAUCCGUGUCGCAAGAGCCUCCCCAAUCCACCGAGUCCCAUACGCCUGUCCUCUCCGAACCUCUGGCCUUGAUGCGACGGACAACUACCACUUGUUUGUCAAACUUUGCCCUGCAGCUGCUUGUGAUCCUGUCGCAACAUGUCUUCGACGACGUAUACCAACAAUUACAAGAGAAGGACUCCGAAAUCUCCAAAUCCUUUGCCACGAUAAAGUCUCUGUUCCAACAGACGAGAGCGAUCUACUCGACUACCGACCUUAUCCUGGAUCCUGCCACGCUGGAUCUUACGAUGCCGGACAACCUCACCGAUGUCCAAGUCGCAAACCUUGCGAGUUUUUGCUGCGCGCUCUUUUCGUUUGAUGGACACCAUGAUUCCACCUCAAAGGAGCUGCUCGCUUUGCAAGAUCACUUCUUCUCGGUUUUUCUGCCUGGUGGCGAGCACGACAUGGUCACGCAAGAGAUUUCUGAUCUCUUCGUAGCCGUCAAGACACAUCUCGUCAUUGACGCAGUCACGACAGCCGACCAGUCAGCACCGGUUGACCAACUUAUUGCUGAUGCUUUCUCUGCUGAUUUGGAGGAUAAGCUGCGCGCAAGGCACGGGGGCUCAACUUUGACGACUGAGGAGCAGUCACUGGUCACUGCUGUGCAAGAACGAAAGGCGGCUCUGAUUUCAUACGCCUCGGGUCUCCCAGACACCGGUAAGAAGUUCGGCAACCUCUUUCUCUGUGUCACUGCUGAAAGGUCACGUACAGUUCUUCUCAAGAUCGGCUACCCAGACGAAGACCUUUUCCGCUUACUUAACAUGUACCUGCGCCGCAAGCUGCAAUCUCUGGCAGGUCUUGCUUCAAGACACGGCAUUGAGCUUCCGUCAACAAUGUCGAACGGCGACCUGGACGCAUCGGUAUCUCACGAUUUGGAUGAUCUAGGAAUCAACUCCUUGCUCGAGGCAACAGACGGCCUCGUUGCACAGUACCUCCCGACCGACGCCAUCGAUGGCUUGCCUCACGACCCUCAGCCUCCCGUCCCGUCGACCGAGACCAGUGCUCCUCCCGCAGAGCCCGCCGCCGCACCCGCACCUGAAGCCCCCCCUCCUGCGCCGACAACGAACGGAAACACGGCCGAAGUCCAAGACUCAACGAACGAUAUCCUUGCCCUGGUCGCGCAAAGCACACAAGAAUACGUCCGAACAACCCUCAACAACCUCUCGCCAGCACCGUACCAACCGACAGUACCAACGCCCACGGGAGCUGCUCCCGUCACACAAACGACGUACCUUUCACACUUGCAACAAACCCAGGCUCAGUCACCGUACUAUGGCUACCCUCCGCCAGUCGAGCAGCCACCUCCGCCGGCACAGCACGAUAACUCAGAGAAGCUGCCCCCCAGCCAGUCACUGCCUAGCGCAGUGCUCUACGACAGAGCCAGGCAAGCGGCGCUGAGCAAGACGAACAACCAGCAGAGGAGAGAAGGAACUACGUCAACAAGACGUCCCUGGACUCAAGAGGAGGAGAAGGCGUUGAUGACCGGUCUGGACAUGGUCCAGGGCCCCCACUGGAGUCAAAUCUUGUCGCUCUUUGGUGCUGAGGGCACGCUCUCGAACAUACUCAAAGACCGGACUCAGGUGCAACUCAAGGACAAGGCGCGAAACCUGAAGCUCUUCUUCCUGAAGACCAACUCAGAGAUGCCGUACUAUCUGCAAGCCGUCACCGGUGAACUCAAGACGAGAGCGCCGACUCAGGCAGCCAGAAAGGAGGCCGAAGAGAGGGCACGCAUGAACUCAGAGGAGGAGCAGGCGCGUGUUCAAGGAAUUAUGACUCUUGCCGGUGGCCUUCAGCAUCCUCAGCAAAACCGCGCGAGCGCGACACCAGCUACUGCGCCCAGCACGCCCUCGCAGUCCGCAGCCCAAAUGUCACAUCAUCUCGCUCAUGCUACUACGCCAACACAUGCCGCUGUUUCCGGGCCACCAGCGACACCCGCCACGGCCACGCCAACCCACAACCGUGUACUGCCGGCUUCCUCACCUUAUGCGGCAACAGCAGCUCAGCUUUCCCACACACCUCAUGCCCUGUCACAGCCACCUCACACUCCGACACAUUCCCACAUCCAGCAUCACUCUCAACCUGGAACGCCGCAGCCGCAGCAGCACCAGCAGCAUCAACCACAGCAGCAUCAUCAGCAGCCUCAGCAGGAGCAUGUUCAGCCGCAGGUCUCUCAGCCGGCCGAGGCUACCCCCCAGUACUCCACCGACGCCUCUGCGCCUGUGUAUAGCCAGCAGAAUGAUGACCUGAAGGAGGCCGCUCUUAUGCAGAGCCUGCGCGAACUCGAGGCGUACAGUAGCAGCGCCAGCUUGUCUUAG